AGCCUGACCGCCAGAGCGGCACAGCGCGGCGCGCCAUGCUGCGGGUGUGCUCGGCCGCCUCGGGCGGCGAAGUCGUCACCCUGGACGCCGAGGAGCUCCAUGGUUUGGUGGAGCAGAGCGGCGACUGCGUCAGGGCCUUGAAGGACUUCCUCUCGACGCGGCCGCCCAACUUCUCCCGGUUCCGGCAACGGAUCCUGAGCGGGUCCGGGGAGCUUCAGGAUGAGGUGCCGUUGACGUCGUUCUUUCCCGGAGAUCUGCAACUGCUGAUCCUCGAGUUGGCCGAUGAGAUGGGAAUCUUUGAGGUCUGUGGCCAGGCAGAGCGCCUGGAAGCCGUGCUUCAACAACCGGCGAAUCCGCGGCUGGUGGACCCGUACGGACGAUGUCCACUGCACCUGGCGGCGGGCGACGGCGAGGUGCGCUGCUUGCGCUUGUUGUUGGAGGCGCAGGCGUCCGUCCACCAGAAGACCUCCACCGGCGCCACGGUGCUGCACUUCGGAGCUCAGAACGGCUGCAUCGAGGCCUUGCAGCUCUUGUUGGAGCUGGGUGGUGAGGUGGAGAAGGGCAGCAACACUGGACUCAUGCCCUUGCACCUGGGAGCUCUUCAUGGACAUGUGGAAGUGCUCCGGUUGUUGUUGGAUCACAAGGCCUCUCAAGAGCGCAGCACCAGCGACACGGGAGAGCGAGCUCUGCACCUGGCAGCGCGGCAGGGUCAUACUGAGGUGGUGCAACUCUUGCUGGAGCAAAGCGCGCGGACGUCCGACGCCGCGCAGAGACAUGACGCCGCGAAUGCCACGACGUUGCGGGGAGAGACGCCCUUGCACCUCGCGGCGCGGUUUGGACACCUGGAGAUCGUCCGAGUGCUGCUCCACUACGGGGCGGCGAAGAUGCCCAUGUGUGAACAUGGCACUCCACUGCACUUGGCCGUGCAGGGCAACCACCUGGAGCUGGUCAGUUUCCUGCUGGAUGCGGACGUCGACCUGGAGUUGAGCACGGCCCAUCCGGCCUCCACGCCGCUGCACAUCGCCUGCUGCGCGGGGUACGUGGACCUGGUGGAGCUACUGCUGGCGCGUCAAGCACAAGCAGAUCGAGGAGGCGGAGCUGAAGGCAGAGGAGCAACGCCCCUGCAGAUGGCAACUCACAAUGGACAUGCAGCGGUGAUGAUGUUUUUGCUCGAGGCGGGCGCUUCUGCGACGAAGACCACGUUGGACAGCCCCGAUCCGCCGAUGCAUCUGGCAGCUCGAGUCGGACACUUGGAGCCGGUGCGCCUCUUGCUUCACGCGCGCGCCGACCUGGAGGCCGUCGGCAGUUCCAACUGCACCGCGCUCCAGUCCGCGGUGCGCGGCGGCCACACGCCCGUCGUGGCCGAGUUGCUCGCCGCGGGCGCGGCGGUGUCUGCUCGCGACGACAAGGGCCACAGCGCGUUGCACGAAGCAGCGCAGAGGGGAAACGUGGAUUUGGCACAUCUCUUGUUGCUUCACGGUGCUCCCGUCGACGCGUUGACCACCGACAGCCUGACGCCGUUGCACUUGGCCGCCUGGAAGAACCAUGUGGCGUUGGUGCGUCUCCUGCUGGAGGCCAAGGCCUCGGUGAACCGUAGCACACCAGAUGGACCGGUGCCCUUACUGAUGGCGGCAUAUGUGGGGAAUGUGGAGGUGGUUCAAUUGCUGCUAGAGUUCGGCGCCGAGGACCAGUUGAGCGCCGAGGGCUUCUCCGCCUUGCACCGGGCGGCGCAGAAGGGUCAUCUCGAAGUGGUUCGACUGUUGCUGUCGAAGGUGAGAGCUGGAGGAGUUCAUCCACUGGGAGACGAAGCGACCACGGCCUUACAUCUGGCAGCUGCCAAUGGUCAUGUGGAAGUGGUGCGUUUGUUGCUGGAAGUCUUUGACAAGGAUCUGGCCAACAAGCGUGGGGAGACGCCACUGCACCUUGCAGCUAGGGAGGGUCAGCUUGAGGUGAUGCGACUCCUAUUGGAACUGGGCGCUGACAAAGAGAAGGGCAGCCAGCAUGGCGAUACGCCCUUGCACCUCUGCGCGCGCGGGGGCGCCGAGUGUCUGGACUCCGUGCGCUUCUUGCUGGAGCACCGGGCACCAGUCGACUCGAAGAGUCACUUGCGCGCCACGCCGCUGCACUUGGCCGUGCGAAGCGGAUCGGUGGACUUGGUUCAGGUACUGAUUGAUGCUGGAGCAGCCAAAGAUGUGGUGUCUCUCGAUGGAAACACACCGCUGCUUUGGGCGAUCAAGGAGAGACACGUGGAAGUCGCAGGUCUGUUGCUCGCGCUGAAGGCUGAGAUGACCAAGGCUACACGAGAUCUCUCGGACAACCUACUGACCACGCCGCUUCACAAGGCCGCGCAGAUGGGCGACCGAGAGAUGUUGCAGCUGUUGCUGGACCAUGGCUGCCCCGUCGACGAGUGCGCCGACGAGCUGACGCCCUUGCACAUGGCGACCAUGAAUGGACAUGCCGCAGUGGCCCAACGCCUGAUCGAUGAAGAGGCGGAGAUCAAUAAGGCCAGCCAGAUCGGCAUGACGCCCCUGCAUAUGGCCGCUCGAGAACAGCACUCCGAGUUGCUGCGUCUCCUGCUACGGCGCCCCGACUGCGCCAUCGAUGCUGUGGACCGACGGGGGCAAAGUGCCUUGCACCUGGCAGCAGAGCUGGGGCACGUGGAGAUGGUGCGAGCGUUGCUGGAGGCUGGAGCACAGAAGGACCAAGCGGCCGCUGACGGUCGCACACCCGUGCAAUUCGCCCGCGGCCAUUCGAACGUGGUGCAGCUCUUGCUUCUCAGCUGUUCUCCAAAACCGUUGAGGUUCUCAUGUGACCGGGCUGAUAGCUUUCAAACGAGCUCGACUGACCUGGUGUCAACCUCGCGACACCACCCGCCGCCGCGCGGGUCGACAUCGGACGCGGACAUUGGAUGGCCGUCCAACUAACCCUUGGACCGUCCUGGCAAUGAGUGUCCCCACCCCCGACCUGCGUCAGGUUGCAGGCUGGUGCCGCACCACAGAGGAGCGAGAGGGCAAGGACCAGCGGAAAGGGCAAAGGAGGGCGAGGUGGAAAGAAUGGAGGAAAGGGCAAGAAAGGCAGCAAAGGUGACCUGUUUCACCAAGCUUGGUACUGCCAGGCAUGAAGGCUCUUUGAAUCCUGAAAAGGCUUGUCCUGCCAGUCCGCUGCCGCUGCUCACUGUGCUCGUCCCGAAUCCUCAUAGGUGUUCACGGGGCGAAUCCACCGAUGUAAAGGAUCUCAAUGAACACAUGGGCCGCUUAUAAAACAGG
Molecule: messenger RNA, 3266 nt
Organism: Durusdinium trenchii
Lineage: Eukaryota; Dinophyceae; Suessiales; Symbiodiniaceae
Source: the annotation of a GenBank genome assembly